GAAUUUUUUUAAAAAGAAAUUUAAUCAAAUCGUUCUUGUUGUUGUUCAGUUUACUUUCUUUCAGCGCUUUGAUUGUGACAGUUAAUUAAUUCUUUUAAUUGAUGAAAUUAAUUAAUUGUAAUUUUUAUCGAUUAUUAGGCUUAAUUGUGAACUAAUUGACCAAUUAAAAUGAAUGACGAAAGUUCAACCAAACGAGCUGAUUAUCUAGACUGGGAUGAGUAUUUUAUGGCCACCGCUCAUUUGGCCUCAUUAAGGAGUAAAGAUCCCGUCACUCAGGUUGGAACUUGUAUUGUGAACACAGAAAAGAAAAUAGUUGGAAUCGGUUACAAUGGAAUGCCGACCGGAUGUAAUGACGAUCUCAUGCCUUGGACCAAAAAUGGAGACACACCUUUAGACAAUAAGCAUCUUUACGUUUGUCACGCUGAGAUGAAUGCGAUCGCCAAUCGUAAUUCAGCCGAUGUCAAGAACUGUAGUCUCUACACUACUCUAUUUCCAUGCAACGAAUGUGCCAAAUUAAUUAUCCAAUCAGGAAUUCGUGAAGUGAUUUAUUGCAAUAUUAAAAGCCCUGAAAAAACUCAAAACAAAGCAUCGAAAAGGAUGUUAGAUAUGGUUAAUAUAAUUCAACGUAAAUUUAAUCCAAAACGAAAUGAAAUCAUCAUCGAUUUUACUGGAAAAAAGUGAUCCCUUUCUUUUUCUGUGAUAACCAUUAAUCAAAUCAAAUCGCCACAAUCAAUUAUCAGAGCGUUUUCCAUUUGAAUUAAUCCAAAAAUUAAAAAAGAACCAGUAAUCAUUUUCAUCGGAACAAAUUCUUAAUAAAAUAUCAGUCUACUUGAAGUUCAGACUAAA
Messenger RNA from Panonychus citri (citrus red mite), 846 nucleotides. RefSeq names its product deoxycytidylate deaminase-like. Bases 169 to 681 code for a protein of 170 amino acids. Gene Ontology annotation, molecular function: zinc ion binding; dCMP deaminase activity. The record is from RefSeq and is a predicted model, not a curated record. Gene Ontology annotation, cellular component: cytoplasm. Gene Ontology annotation, biological process: dTMP biosynthetic process; dUMP biosynthetic process. Lineage: Eukaryota; Metazoa; Arthropoda; Arachnida; Trombidiformes; Tetranychidae. The transcript is spliced from 2 exons.